GAGGAAAUGCCUACUGCCAUGGGAACCCCUGCCCUGCUGUGGAUAGCUCUGCUGCUCUUCUCUCCAGAUGGCAUAUCAGCAGCCAUCUGGAGAUCUAAGGUAUCCUUGAAUCCCCCAUGGAACAGAAUAUUUAGAGGAGAGAAUGUGACUCUUACAUGUAGAGGGAACAAUUCUCAUGAAGAUGACUCCAUUUUGUGGACCCACAACAAAAACUCUUUGGAAGCAAAAACUUCACGUUGGGACAUCAUAAAUGCAAGCAUCCAGGACAGUGGGGACUAUAGAUGCCAAAGCAAAGGAUUUAUCAUGAGUGAACCUGUGUACCUAGAUGUCAUCAGUGACUGGCUGCUCCUUCAGGCCUCUGCUGAGAUAGUGUUGGAGGGCGAGCCCCUCUUCCUCAGGUGCCACGGCUGGAGGAAUCUGAAUGUCUACAAGGUGACUUACUUCAAGAAUGACAAAGCCCUUAAGUACUGGUAUGAGAACCACAACAUCUCCAUUACCAACGUCACAGCAGGGGACAGGGGCACCUAUUACUGCAUGGGCAUAAUUCAGCAGAUACUCCAUACUUCUAAUCGCCUCAGCAUUAAAAUAAAAAAAGCUUCCCGAAGCAAAUAUUUCUGGCUACAAUUUCUUAUCCCAUUGUUGGUGAAGAUUCUGUUUGUUGUGGACACAGCGUUGUUUAUCUCGACCCAGCAGCAGUUCACAUUUCUCUUGAAGAUUAAGAGAACCAGGAAAGGCAACAAAUUUAUGGACCCACAGCCCAGACCAGAACCCCCAAAGAACUGA
This is a messenger RNA of Globicephala melas (long-finned pilot whale), 783 nucleotides long. It is a transcript of the gene FCER1A, whose product is annotated as Fc epsilon receptor Ia. Gene Ontology annotation, cellular component: plasma membrane. Lineage: Eukaryota; Metazoa; Chordata; Mammalia; Artiodactyla; Delphinidae. Gene Ontology annotation, biological process: cell surface receptor signaling pathway; regulation of immune response. The record is from RefSeq and is a predicted model, not a curated record. Gene Ontology annotation, molecular function: transmembrane signaling receptor activity.